Mercurialis annua (annual mercury) is the source of this 3872-nucleotide messenger RNA. RefSeq names its product CRM-domain containing factor CFM2, chloroplastic. The record is from RefSeq and is a predicted model, not a curated record. Gene Ontology annotation, molecular function: mRNA binding. Gene Ontology annotation, biological process: RNA splicing, via transesterification reactions. Lineage: Eukaryota; Viridiplantae; Streptophyta; Magnoliopsida; Malpighiales; Euphorbiaceae. The coding region runs from base 92 to 3310 and encodes 1072 amino acids. The transcript is spliced from 13 exons.
AGUGAAGAUAGACAGUUAGAGACUACUAGAGCUAACUAAACUAACCGCCACUCACCAUCUUCACUUCCCUAUCUCUGAGUUCUGUAAUGAAAUGCUGCUUUCACCAUCCCCAACUAAACCCUAUCUUUCUCCAUUUUCCCCAAUUCCCAAAACCCUAAUUCUCCAAAAUCCAUUAAAAUCAAGAACCAAUUUCAAACCCAAUUUCAUCGUCCAUUGCUCCACUUUCAAUUCCCAAACUCGCACUCACUCUGCAAUCCAACGAAUAGCUGAAAAACUCCGCUCUCUCGGCUACACAACCGAGCAAAAUCCUAAACCCAAAACCCUAAACUCGACCACGGAAGCUGAAACAAAAGCUUCUGAAGGUGAAAUCUUUAUCCCUUUACCCAAUCAAUUAGCCAAGUACCGAGUUGGGCACACGCUUGACCCGAGCUGGAGCACGCCUGAGAACCCGGUCCCCAGGCCGGGUUCGGGUAAUGCCAUAGUGAGGUAUCAUGAGCUUAGGAAGAAAGCGGAGGAAGAGAAAGAGGAGAGGAAAAGAGAGGAGAAGGGGAAGGGGAAGGUGAAGGUUCCGACUUUGGCGGAAUUGAGUUUAAGUGAGGCAGAGUUGAGGAGAUUGACGACAGUUGGGAUUGCGGAGAAGAGGAAGUUGAAAGUCGGAAAAGCUGGAAUUACGGAGGGGAUUGUGAAUGGGAUUCAUGAGAGGUGGAGGAGAAGUGAAGUUGUGAAGAUUGUUUGUGAGGAUAUUUGUAGAUUUAAUAUGAAAAGGACUCAUGAUUUAUUGGAGAGAAAAACUGGAGGCUUGGUUGUUUGGAGGGUUGGGACUAAGAUUGUCCUGUAUAGGGGUGUUAAUUAUAAAUAUCCUUACUUCGUAUCGGGUGGUACUACUGCAACUGAUACCUCCAUUAAUGUUGCACAAGAUGGAGAUAAGUCUAAUGAGGGUGAUAAAGUGGAGAGCUCAUCAACUGGAGUAGAUCAUAAAACAGUUAGGCCAGCUUUGAUACAAGGUGUUGGUGUAGUGAAUAGAGUGCGAUUUCAACUGCCAGGUGAGGCACAACUUGCUGAAGAGGCUGACAGUUUGUUAGAAGGACUGGGCCCGCGUUUUAAUGAUUGGUGGGGAUAUGAGCCUCUUCCGAUUGAUGCUGAUCUUCUUCCUGCUGUUGUACCUGGAUACCAGAAACCAUUCCGCCUUCUUCCUUAUGGUGUCAAGCCUAUUCUGACAAAUGAUGAAAUGACCACAUUAAAGAGACUAGGACGGCCCUUGCCUUGCCAUUUUGCAUUAGGUAGAAAUCGGAAACAUCAAGGACUGGCUGCUGCAAUUGUUAAACUUUGGGAAAAAUGUGAGAUUGCUAAAAUUGCAGUAAAGAGAGGAGUACAGAACACUAAUAGUCAGCUGAUGGCUGAAGAGUUAAAGUGGCUGACUGGUGGAGUUCUACUUUCGCGAGAUAGAGAAUUUAUUGUGUUGUAUAGGGGAAAGGAUUUCCUUCCAUCUGCAGUUUCUUAUGCUAUAAAAGAGCGAAGAAAGCUUGUGUUUGCUGUGGAUAAAGAGAAGAGAGACCACAGCACAUCAGAAGAAACAGAAAAAGAGGCUGAGGUCACUGUAGAUAGUACUACAACUUCUCGUUCUAAAAAUGAAAUUCGUGGUAUUAAUGACCAGAAUUAUGAUCUGUCUGAAGAACGGAAGCUAAAGUCGACUGAAGCUGCUAUUAAGAGGACCAGCAUUAGAUUGUCUGUGGCAUUGGAAAAGAAAGCACAAGCAGAAAAACUUUUAGCAGAAAUAGAAAAUUCAGAGCUGCCUCAACAGCCAGAAAUAGAUAAAGAGGGUAUCACUGAAGAGGAAAGAUAUAUGCUGAGGAAGAUUGGUUUGAAAAUGAAGCCCUUCUUAUUAAUGGGUAGACGGGGGGUUUUUGAUGGAACAGUUGAAAAUAUGCAUCUUCAUUGGAAGUAUAGGGAGCUUGUUAAAAUAAUAAGUAAUGAGAGAAGUUUAAAAGCUGUUCAUGAAAUGGCACAGACCCUAGAAGCAGAAAGUGGUGGUAUACUAGUUGCAGUGGAAAUAGUCAGCAAGGGUUAUGCUAUUGUUGUAUAUCGUGGAAAGAAUUAUCAGCGCCCUGCUCGUUUGAGGCCUCCAACUCUCCUGGGUAAGAAGGAAGCAUUGAAGCGCUCUAAAGAGGCACAACGACGUCAGUCUUUGAAACUUCAUGUUUUGAGGCUUACCAGAAAUAUAAACGACUUGAAGCUUGAAUUGGCUAAGGAUGAGGAAGCCCGCAACAAGCAAUCAUCUGACGAGGUUGAAGAUGAGAUAGGCAGCAUCGAGUCAGCUAUACAUGUGAGAUCAGACUCUGAUCAGUAUUCUGAUAAUCACUCGUGUUCAGACAUUCCUUCCCACUAUAACGAGAAUGAGAAUGUAGUGUACACGGCAUACAGUGAGCUGCAAAAGACUAAUCAAGUUGAUGUGUCUCAGCUAUUGGAUAUAAAUGGGACUGGUGAAAGUGAACCUGCACCAUUUUCUGAAUCAGCGAGUGAGGGAAGUCAUGCACCAGUAAACAGCAUACAACCUGCUGAACAGACUAAUCAAACGGAUCCUUCUUUGCAAUUUGAUGGGGUUGAUAUUGGUAAAGUCGAAUCUGAGUUUUCAUCAGAAUCAGUGAAUCAUGCAAACCAAUUCGCUGCUGUAAAUGGUGUAGCUGUUGACUCAACGCCUUUUUCUAAUUCCAAGCUAGAGGAAGAGGGAUUUUCUCCCCUUGUUAGUGCUGAGCAUCGUGUGCCAAAAAAUAAGAUAGUGAGAUCAACUUUAGAAUCAAGUGUGUUGGAAAAUUCAGUGUCGGCAAAAGAGGAGAAUCGGAUGCCUUCCAGUACUAUUCAUCUUUCGAAUAAAGACAGGCUUAUGUUAAGAAAGCAAGCCCUCAAGAUGAAGAAGCGCCCAGUGCUUGCCGUAGGGAGGAGCAACAUUGUGACAGGUGUUGCAAAAGUAAUCAAAGCUCACUUUAAAAACUAUCCUCUUGCUAUAGUAAAUGUUAAAGGCAGAGCCAAAGGAACUUCAGUGCAGGAAGUGGUUUUCCAGCUCGAGCAAGCUACUGGCGGAGUUUUGGUCUCCCAGGAGCCUACCAAAAUCAUUCUCUACCGCGGCUGGGGAGCAUUUGAUGAACAGCGUUACAAGGGUAAGAAGAAUGCCCAAGAUGCAGGUAAAACAUCAGUCCCUGGGGAAAACAGGUCACAAGUUGCUGUGUCGUUUGAGCUCAUGGAAGCGAUAAGACUUGAAUGUGGCCUGCAGAAUAAGCAAGAAUAUAAGCAAUCUCGUGUAGCUGAAAAUUGAGGUUAUGCCAAGGUGUGACUCGAACUAUUAUAAUGUUUUGUCUGAGUAAAUGAUAAGCUGCAUAGUGGAAAUUCAGAUCCGUUCACUCUUCAGCCCUUUCCGUGCAUUAUACAUUCAAUCAGCAGCAGAUUCUUACAAGCAUUGGCGUGCUUUUAGAUGAUCCAUAUGAUUAGCCAAUCAAAUGCCUCACAUCAAAGCAGAAAGAUCGACACCUCAAAGAAGUCACCAAAUGAGCUAUCAUCGUUUCUGCAUGUUCAUCGCGUUCUUUCAAGUACAACCAUUAAAGGUCAUAAUUGAUAGAUGGUCCGUUUUUCUUUUCGCGCUUCUUCUUUCUUUUACAUAGCCUCAAUCAUUAUGUGUGUCGUAAAAGCUAAUUUAAGAUCAUUGUUUUGUUGUUUAGGGAGGAAAAGACUACUUAAGGUUAAUAAUGGUUGAACGCAAACUCUUGCAUAUGUUGAUAAUAGCAACCAUUAUAUGAUGCAUAUGGUAGCAUCUAAUUUGAAUGUAAUUAGAAUUUGACAUGAUUAUCAAAUUUACAAAUUAGAUUAUAUUCAAAGUUAAA